AUGGCUCCUCAAAGGCAUACCCAAGAGAACAUCGACCAGCAGCUGCAACAAAUACAUCUUCUUGAUCCGUCAUCGUCUUCCGAGAACCUUGAACAACUCGGACCUAUCAUCAAGCAAAUCCAUGCGAACCGUCAGCAGGAAGCAUACCUGCGCAAUCUUCAGGCUCUUAUUGCAACAAAAGACAGCGAGAUCGAGCAGAUAUGCACGGACAAUUACCAAGAAUUUAUCUCCUCCGCUUCGACUCUUUUCACAGUCAAGUCAUAUACUAACAACCUCAGGGACAAGAUCACAACUUUGGACGCCAGCGUAUCUCAAGUCGGUCGAGGCUUGGUAGAGAAGAAAAGGACUUUACUGCAGUCCAAGAAGACGGCAGCCAAACUUGAUGAAGCAAUUGAUACCCUGCAAGCUUGUUUGAAAGUUCUGGACGUUGUGAAUCGAAUCGGCGAAUUGAUCAAGGAGGAGAAGUAUUGGAGUGCCCUGCGGUCACUGGAAGACAUACAAAGUCUGCCUUCGAAUUCGCUGUCCCAGACGCCAUUCUACCAGCAUCUGCUGUCCUCUCUGCCUUCACUGCGGAUUCAAAUCCAGAAUGCGGUCACAGCUUCUAUGAAGCAAUGGUUAUUGGAGAUUCGGAAUGUCAGUGGGCUAGUUGGUAAAUUGGCAUUAGAAGCAAUGGACUACCGGACGCGCAAGUGGAGAUCACGUCGGGAGAAAGAUCCUAUGCUGAGGUUGAGCCGUGUUGGAAGCGCAGUAGAAAUGGUGAUCCAAGAGCGGUCCGAUAUUAAUGUUCUCGACAGCGAGAAAUUAAAGGUUGAUUUCACGCCCCUUUACCAAUGCAUACAUAUCUACACAACGUUGGAUUCAAUUGAUGACUUGCGAAGAUCUUAUCAAGCAGAUCGUAAAGCGCAAUCAGACCUUAUUUUACCGGAUCCGCUUCCGCUCGCCUCCCUACCCAAUCUAACUCAGGAAAUAUGCGGAUUCUUUAUCAUAGAAUCGCAUGUUCUUGAAACGACUGGCAACUUCCGUUCUGAGAGGGAGGUCGAGGAGUUAUGGGAAGCGCUAGUUGCGCGUCUUGCGUCAGCUGUUAACGAGUCUUUGGCAAACGAGACUGACCCAGAUUCUUUUUUGAGGGUAAAGGAGUGUCUCAUUGGAUUCGUCACGACGCUGGAGUCCUAUUCGUAUGCCACCCAGUCACUGCACUCACUCAUCCUUACGCUGUUCGAGAAGUAUGCCGGCCUUCUUGAAGGCCAGUUCAGUCGUAGGUUUGAUGGUAUUUUCCUCGAAGACGACCAUCUCCCUAUGCAAGUUACGAUACCGUCUGAAAGAGAUUCUGUGCUUGCAGUCGUAUGGUUGGACCCGUCAGAACAAGAGGCUCUUUCAAAGAGCGAUCUACCUCUUAGUCUACCAUGGUCGCAAGGUUUUUUCCUGUGCUGCCAAGAUAUCCGAAACUUCAUACAAAAGUUUUAUCACUUUGUUGAUGGGGUAUCACAGCAUCAUGGCAAUAUUGACGAAUUAUUGAACAAGUCGCUAGACAAACUGCUUGCAAACCAUAUCAGCGGCAGUAUUUCCAAGUGCUUAAGUAGCACAUCAACGCUUAGUCAAGUCGUUCAGAUUGUUUCAAAUCUCGAGCAUUUUGAGGUUGCAUGUUCGGAACUGGAACGUUCACUGACGAGUCUCCGGUCGACACAGCGGGGUGGUGCUAUCCGGCUGUCUUCCUCCUCCUUUGCCAACACUAUCACCCGUGCCCUCAACCGUGUGACGGGUCUUAUCACCUCUAAACUAGAUGACUUCUUUGAUUUGGCAGAGUAUGAUUGGACGCCGCAAUCCCGCGAGGACACACCCAGCAUGUACUUAUAUGAACUUAUUAAUUGGCUCACGACAAUUGUGGACUCUCUCGUUAUCAAGGAGGUAUACAAAGAUGAGGCAUAUCGAGGAGCAGUCGGAUAUAUCGCCGAGUGCUUGAUGAACUUCAUGAUCGGGCCUGACGUCCCAGCGAUGAACGAGAACGCCGUCUCAAAUAUUUUGGUGGAUACAGAGUUCCUGGAAGGGGAAUUAACCCGUAUUGGCCGGGACCAUCUCAGCUCGGUUUUCGCUGAACUUCAUUCGAUGGCAUCAGUAAUAUUAAACGACGCUGUACAAGACUAUCUAGUACCGCAGGUCCGGCAGACAACGUAUUCCGUUAUCCGACCGAAGAGACUCCAGACACUCCUUGAGAAACUGACCAGGUACGGGUCGAGUCGGCGUGACGCCCAAUCACGAGAAAGAGGGGACAGACGAAGGAAGGAAGCAGAAGCCGUUGGGCGGGUAUUUCCUGGAGAAAACCGAUGA
This is a messenger RNA of Suillus plorans, 2325 nucleotides long. RefSeq names its product exocyst complex subunit Sec15-like-domain-containing protein. The coding region runs from base 1 to 2325 and encodes 774 amino acids. The record is from RefSeq and is a predicted model, not a curated record. NCBI's taxonomy places the organism in Eukaryota, Fungi, Basidiomycota, Agaricomycetes, Boletales, Suillaceae. Gene Ontology annotation, cellular component: membrane; exocyst. The transcript has 12 exons. Gene Ontology annotation, biological process: exocytosis; Golgi to plasma membrane transport; intracellular protein transport.